Molecule: messenger RNA, 1474 nt
Organism: Chondrus crispus (carragheen)
Lineage: Eukaryota; Rhodophyta; Florideophyceae; Gigartinales; Gigartinaceae
Exons: 2
Coding region: 1-591 (196 amino acids)
Source: RefSeq, a predicted model, not a curated record
AUGGCACCAGUUGCGCCAUUGAUUCUGUGUGUACCACUGUGGUACCCCCAAACGAGCCCCCUGAGCGAUAAGCCACCACAACGUCACACUAACUGGUCUCCACCCCACCGCGACUUUGCUCAAAAGGCCUGCUGCUGCUCCCCACGCUCCGCUCUCCCGCCCCUACCUCACCUUCAUUGUACAAAGCUCGCUUCAUCAACCUCCCCAUUCUUGGCUCAGCCAUGCCACAGAUUUUCGCCUUCGCUCAUGCCCCUCCAUUACCUCCUCGCUAUUCCCUUCUCCCCUCAUAUUGCCCCUCUCGUCUACGCUGUUCACCAGCGCACUUCCAGUCCAUAUCCCCCAUUGCCCGCCUUUCAGAUAGUCGCCAUGCGUACCGUCUCAGCUCUCUCCUCGCCACAAAGGUACGGCCUUCAUCCCACGCCUCGACAGUCGCUCCACCACCGAAUACCCCAACUGCCCCUGUCACCUCCCCAACAACUCCAUCACCACCAGCCCCCCCACGCUAUCUCAUCCGUCUCGCACAGUCCACCGAGCUGUACACAGUCGCAGACAUACGGUGCUCGGCGUUCUACGGAAACUCCGCUGCUAUGACGUACUACCCCGUUCGCAGACGCGAGAUCUACAUGGCAAUGAGGAACAGACUCGCCUCUGGCAAUCGCUGUCUCGUUGUUCUUGACACGGCCCCGCCGAGCCAUUGGAUGCCUUUCACAAAUGACGACGGCCAUCUCGUCGUCGGCUCUCUUGAUGCCAGUCUGCAUGGCGCUGUAUCAGGGAAGAGGUUUGCUUUCGGAGAGUCUGCGCAUCAGGAGGGCAAGCGUAUUUACAUUAGUUCCAUGGCUAUCAGAGACGACUGGCAGAGACGAGGUUUGGCAAAGAAUUUGCUGGCUCACGUCGAUGAUCUCGCCAACCACUUUGGCGUGAAGGAAGUCUUUCUGCACGUCGAAUGGGACAAUCUACCCGCAGUCGCUUUGUACACGGUAUGCGGGUUUUCCAGCACGAGAAAUGAUGACCCUGUCUUAAUUCCAAAGUGGGUUCACUUUUUGGCGAAGAAGGAGCACACGCUCUUGCGGAAAAGGAUUUCCUAGCCACUACUGCGGGGAGAGGCAAAAUUUUUUUUUCGCUGUCGGUCGUCGCUACUGUAUGACUCGCAUUUAGGCCGUGUAGAUACUGUUUUGUCGCGAUUCUGUCAUCGCAUUGAUUCAUAGUUUUCUGGACUCCAAUAUUUUUUCUCGAAGGUGAGAAGAGACCCGGAACCAAUUUGCUUGCAGAUCGAAGGAGGUCCGAACAACAGCUACAGCCGCGGCAUACAGUAUGGCUUGCGUCGAAGAAGCUUGAUUUCGUACUGUAUGCAAGACGCCCUCGUACAGCAAGUGGCGCUUGUAUGCAUUGGGAGACCCCCACACGUGUGCGUAGUUUUGUUGCACUUUUUGUCUAUUUUUGUGAAUAAAUUGUAAUUUUCCCCCGGAAUCCGAAA